Messenger RNA from Glycine soja, 3546 nucleotides. Its product is annotated as probable leucine-rich repeat receptor-like serine/threonine-protein kinase At3g14840. Gene Ontology annotation, molecular function: protein binding; protein kinase activity; ATP binding. The transcript has 25 exons. Gene Ontology annotation, biological process: protein phosphorylation. NCBI's taxonomy places the organism in Eukaryota, Viridiplantae, Streptophyta, Magnoliopsida, Fabales, Fabaceae. The coding region runs from base 339 to 3236 and encodes 965 amino acids. The record is from RefSeq and is a predicted model, not a curated record.
UAUCUUCAAUAAGCAUGAAGAAGAUCACUUCCUCUCAAUUUCUUCUCUUCCUUUCACUCCUUGCUUUAUGGUUCACAUCGAUUGCUUUUGGAGCUGAUACCACUCACCCAGAAGAAGGAUCGCAGAGGCGGAGGAAGUGGCGACGUUGGAGAGCAUGUAAUCGGCGUCGCGGUUGAGGUCGGUGCGCUGCGGCAGAAGCUCACUUUCUAAACCGCCACGCGCGCUUGCGUGGCCAUCCCACCGAGCCAGAUCUGCUUUUGUGUUGCUGCUACAGAGGAGAAGGAGAAUUUGGAGAGGCUUUGAAAUCGGUGGCUUCUUCAUUGCAAGCUCUGAAAGAUAUGGGCAAGACGCUUGGUAAGAAGGAAUGGGACACUGACAUAGAUCCAUGCUCAGGACAACCUCCCUGGUUCACAUCUAAGGAGAACAACAAUGUCACUUGCAAUUGCACUAUCCCCGGUGAAAACUUCUGCCAUGUUGUAAUAAUAUUGCUGAAAUCACAAAAUCUUCGAGGCAUGCUCCCACGCGAACUGAUAAGGUUACCUUACCUUGAAGAAAUUGACCUCACAAAAAACUACCUUAACGGUACUAUACCUACCCAAUGGGGCUCCUCCAAUCUUCGCAGCAUUUCUCUUUAUGGAAAUCGACUAACUGGUCCAAUCCCAAAAGAGAUAGCAAACAUCACCAACCUCCAAAAUUUGGUUUUGGAAUUCAAUCAAUUUUCUGGAAAUCUACCUCCAGAACUUGGGAACCUUCCAAGCAUUCAGAAAUUGCAUCUUACCUCUAACAACUUUACCGGAGAGCUUCCUGAAACUUUGGCUAAACUUACAACAUUGACAGAACUCCGACUUAGUGACAAUCAAUUCUCUGGAAAGAUACCUGAUUUCAUUCAAAGAUGGACCGAUCUGGAAAUGUUAACAAUUCAAGGGAGUGGUUUAAGUGGGCCAAUUCCUUCUGAAAUUUCGUUUCUGCAAAACUUAUACGACCUGAGAAUUAGUGACUUGAAUGGAUCUGAUUCUGCUUUUCCACCAAUUAAUAAUAUGACAAAAAUGAAAAUAUUGAUACUAAGAAGUUGUCAUAUUAAUGACACAUUACCUCAAUAUCUUGGGAACAAGACAAACUUUAAUGACAUGCAAGUCUUAGACCUGAGCUAUAACAAAUUAAGCGGAAACAUUACAGAAGCCUUUCAAGACCUACUAGGAUUGACUUACUUAUAUUUCACUGGAAACUCGUUCACUGGACCAAUACCCAACUGGGUAGGAAAUGCUAAACGUCCCAUUGAUAUUUCGUAUAACAACUUUAGCAAUGAACCCCCGCAACAACAGUCAUGCCAACAGAUCCAAAACCCAACAGUGAACUUGUUUGAAAGCUUUCCAAUGAGCCAAAAUGGACCUAUUCACUGUCUGACGACAACCAAUGAUUGUCCUAAAACAGCCUUUAACUCUUUCCAUAUAAAUUGUGGUGGUGAAAGGGAGCUAAGUAGUGAAGGUAUAGUAUAUGAUCCAGAUUUAGAUCCAUCAGGAGCAGCAACGUCUAAAAUCAUGGGUUCAAAUUGGGCAUUUAGUAACACCGGUCACUUCUUGGAUGCCCAAAAACCUGUAUCAGAAACCUAUAUCCAGCAACAAAAUAAAACCGGGCUUUCUAAACUAUAUCAAACCGCACGUGUAUCCCCCAUUUCUCUGACUUAUUAUGGAUUUUGUCUGGAAAAUGGAGACUACACAGUAUUGCUCCAUUUUGCAGAGAUCAUGUUCACUGAUGACAACACAUAUAGCAGCUUAGGGAGGCGUAUAUUUGAUGUUUACAUUCAGGGAGUGCAGGUGAUGAAGGAUUUCAAUAUUGCAAAUGAAGCAGGAGGAGUUGGAAAGAAUAUUACAAGAUCAUUUCCUGCUCAUGUGAGGAAUAACUCUUUAAUAAUCCGAUUUUAUUGGGCUGGAAAAGGGACAACUGCUAUCCCAUAUGGCCCUCUUAUAUCAGCUAUAUCUGUCACUCAUGUCUCUACAACUACAAGUGGCAGCAUGUCUACAGGGGUUAUAGUUGGAAUAGUAGUUGCUGCAAUUGUUCUUGUCAUCCUAAUCGUACUUGGGUGGAGAAUUUAUAUUGGGAAAAGAAAUUCAUUUGGAAAAGAGUUAAAGGAUUUAAAUCUGCAAACGAAUUUAUUUACUAUGCGUCAGAUCAAAGUUGCAACAAACAACUUUGAUAUUUCCAAUAAGAUUGGAGAAGGAGGCUUUGGUCCUGUCUAUAAGGGCAUUUUAUCAAAUGGCAUGAUAAUAGCUGUCAAGAUGCUUUCAUCCAAGUCAAAGCAAGGAAAUCGUGAGUUUAUAAAUGAGAUAGGCUUGAUUUCAGCCUUGCAGCACCCUUGUCUUGUUAAACUAUAUGGUUGUUGCGUUGAAGGAGAUCAAUUGUUGCUAGUAUAUGAAUAUAUGGAAAACAAUAGCCUUGCACAAGCUUUAUUUGGUAACGGAGCAUCUCAAUUAAAAUUGAAUUGGCCAACAAGGCACAAGAUCUGCAUUGGUAUUGCUAGAGGUUUGGCUUUCUUACAUGAAGAAUCAACAUUAAAAAUUGUUCACAGGGACAUUAAGGCCACCAAUGUGUUACUGGACAAAGACUUAAACCCAAAAAUAUCUGAUUUUGGUCUAGCCAAGCUCGAUGAGGAGGACAAUACUCACAUAAGCACAAGAGUAGCUGGGACUUAUGGAUAUAUGGCUCCAGAAUAUGCAAUGCAUGGUUAUUUGACAGACAAAGCUGAUGUCUAUAGUUUUGGAGUUGUUGCCUUGGAAAUUGUAUCUGGAAAGAGCAAUACCAUCCACCGAUCCAAGCAAGAAGCAUUGCAUCUUCUAGAUUGGGCACAUUUAUUGAAAGAGAAGGGUAACCUAAUGGAGCUAGUUGAUAGAAGGUUAGGUUCAGAUUUCAAUGAAAAUGAGGUAAUGAUGAUGAUCAAAGUGGCGCUCCUAUGCACCAAUACCACUUCAAACCUUAGGCCCACCAUGUCAUCGGUGCUUAGUAUGCUAGAAGGAAAAACUAUGAUUCCAGAAUUUGUUUCAGAUCCAUCUGAGAUAAUGGAUGAAAUGAAGUUAGAGGCAAUGCGACAACAUUACUUUCAAAAAGAAAAUGAGAGAAGUGAGACACAAGAGCAAAAUCAUAGUUUAUCAAUUGAGGGGCCUUGGACGGCCUCAUCUUCAUCGGCUGCAGAUCUAUAUCCUGUCCACGUUGAUUCUUCCUAUUGGGAGAAAAGAAAUUAGGAAUAUGUAUAAAUUUUACCUAUAUAUCUAGGUGGUAUUCUUUGUUAUUUCAUCCCCUUGUUUUCCUCUUUAAGCACCAUUUUUCAUGCAUAAUUGUUAUAUAUUCAAGUAUCACAAAGUCAUGUAUCUUCCCUCUUAAUCUAGUGGUCUUAGUGGGAUCAAACAAGUCUUAUACAGGAGAAAUUAUUAGAUGAUUUAUGUCAUUACAUUACUCAUAAUUUACACACACACACACAUCCUUAAUUCUUUACCUCUAAACCUGAUAUCUAGGACUUGUGUGUGCUUAUAAAAACCAAUAUGAAUUCAUGAA